UCAAAGAUGACUGGAGAGUUGUAGAGCGGCUAAAUAAUCUAAGCGAACAAUGGAAAGAACUAGAUGCAGAAGCAAAUGCAAGAAAAGAAGAACUUCAACGUUUAGUUUCAGGACGAAAAAACCGAGAUCGAUCAGGAUCAAUACCAACUUCCCAGGCUCGACCAUACUCGCCAGUACGCAAUAAUAGUACACGUAUAAGGAAUGCAGUUACACCAAGAAAUUCAAACUCAGCACUUCAAAAUAAUCGAUCACCAUCUCCAAUGACAUCUCGUACAUCAUAUACAAAUGCCCAAUCUUCUUCUCGUAAUGGUAUACGAAAUACACGGAUAGCAAGUCCGACAAGACAAUCACCAAGUCCAACCCCUGGAAAUCAAGGUUCAUUGCGUCGUCCUCCAAUUCGUCUAUUACCACACACGGUCAAUAAUUAUAUACCAAAAUCAAAUGAUCCACUUGACGUCGAAGUUGCUCGAAUA
Ambispora leptoticha is the source of this 473-nucleotide messenger RNA. The record is from the annotation of a GenBank genome assembly. NCBI's taxonomy places the organism in Eukaryota, Fungi, Glomeromycota, Glomeromycetes, Archaeosporales, Ambisporaceae.